AUGCAGCGCCAGAAGUCAAUACUGUCUUUCCUCAAGAAGCCCGAACCCUCCAGCGCCGGCAAACCCAUUGCUCUCGACUCGUCCGAUGAAGAAAUCAAAGGAAUCGACACUCCAUCGGAGAAGGUACCUCGUCGGGUAUUUCCCGACAGCCGCCCUUCGGUCUUCUCCAGCAUCAAACACAAGUUUACAAAAAUGGACACCUUCGAGAGUUCCUCAUCUGACUCCAGGUCCAGCAUGAAAGAUACUCUUGGUUCAGGGCUGCUAUCAAUGAAAUUUGAUGGAUCAGAAGAUUUUGGCAACCAGUGUUCACUCCCCAAGCAAUUGAGUGAGCAAAAUGCUGAUUGGGACAAAGACUGUACACUAGAAACUGCUGUCCAGGACGAUAUUCUUGGGCCAGAUACACCAGGCAUGCGACCUCUUGUUCCUAGGUUGAAGAGAGUCCAGGAAGAGCAUGUAGAUUUGGAGGACAAAGCUAGUUUUUCUUUACCUGAUCAUAAGAAAAGAGCCAAGCUUCAGAAGGCUCCCGAGAUUUUAAAGGAAAACCAAGAGGACUCUGAAACUAUUAGCAAGUUUGAAUGGCUCCGUCCAUCUCGAAUCAAAGAUGUCAACGGAAGAAAACCAGGAGACCCUCUUUAUGAUAAAAGGACGUUAUACAUCCCUCCGGAUGCUUUGAGAAAAAUGUCAGCAUCCCAAAGGCAGUAUUGGGAUGUUAAACGUCAGUAUAUGGACGUGAUUCUCUUUUUUAAAGUGGGAAAGUUUUAUGAACUCUAUGAACUAGAUGCUGAAAUUGGUCACAAGGAACUUGACUGGAGGAUAACACUAAGUGGUGUGGGGAAGUGUCGUCAGGUUGGUGUAUCUGAGAGUGGGAUUGAUGAUGCUGUUCAGAAGUUGAUCGCUCGUGGGUACAAGGUUGGUCGUAUAGAACAAUUGGAGACAUCAGAACAAGCAAAAUCCAGGGGCUCUUCAUCUGUCAUUCAAAGAAAGCUGAUUCACGUACUCACACCUGCUACCACAUUAGAGGGAAAUAUUGGGCCUGAUGCUGUUCAUCUUCUUGCCAUAAAAGAGGGUGGUAUACUGGGAAAUGGUUCAAAUGCAUUUGGGUUUGCAUUUGUGGAUUGUGCUGCUUUGAAGUUUUGGGUUGGUUCUAUCAGCGAUGAUGCUUCAUGUGCGGCGUUGGAGGCUUUGCUAAUGCAAGUAUGUGAAAUCUUCUUUUUCUUUUUUUCUUUUUUUUUUUUGCUACCAGAUCUGGAAAGAUUGCUAGGACGUGUUAAGUCUAGCUUUCAGUCUUCUUCCGUGCUAUUGUUGCCUUCAAUUGGCAACAAAAUAUUGAAACAGCGAGUAAAAGUGUUUGGGUCACUAGUGAGAGGUCUGCGAUACGGAAUACAAAUGCUUGUGGAAUUGCAAAAGCAUGAAAUCAUGACCUCUUUACUGUCAAAAGUUAUAUCCCUUCCUAUGCUUAGUGGUAACGAGGGGCUUGAUAUAUCCCUACGACAAUUUGAAGCAGCAGUAGAUAGCGAAUUCCCAGAUCACCAGGACCACAAUCUUACAGACUCGGAGGCUGAAACAUUUUCAAUCUUGAUGGAGUUGUUUGUUGAGAAGGCGACUCAGUGGUCUCAAAUGAUACAUGCAAUAAGCUGUGUUGAUGUACUUAGAUCCUUUGCUAUUUCUUCAAAUUUUGCUCAUGGGUCGAUGUCCAGACCUGUAAUUAUACCUCAUCCUAAAUCUGGACACCCAAUCAAUGAGUCGGUCUGCCCAAUGCUCCAUAUGAAAGGGGUCUGGCAUCCUUAUGCCCUUGGUGAGAGUGGCGUAUUGCCUGUGCCAAAUGACAUCUUUCUUGGAGGAGAAGGAAGUAGUCAUAUUCCUGGUGCAUUACUGUUGACAGGGCCAAAUAUGGGUGGGAAGUCCACCCUUUUACGCGCAACUUGUCUAGCUGUAGUCCUGGCUCAGCUAGGCUGUUAUGUGCCUUGCGAAAAGUGCACUCUGUCAACCGUGGACAUCAUAUUUACUCGGCUGGGUGCAACGGAUCGGAUCAUGACUGGGGAGAGUACAUUUUUGAUUGAAUGCAAAGAGACGGCAUCAGUUCUGCAAAAUGCUACGCAGAGUUCACUCGUUCUGCUCGAUGAAUUGGGUCGCGGGACAAGUACUUUCGAUGGAUAUGCUAUAGCAUAUGCUGUAAGAUGA
Striga hermonthica is the source of this 2181-nucleotide messenger RNA. The record is from the annotation of a GenBank genome assembly. Lineage: Eukaryota; Viridiplantae; Streptophyta; Magnoliopsida; Lamiales; Orobanchaceae.